GUCAGUAAAAAAAGGAACAGACAAACAAAACAAAAAGCAGAACAAACAGAGUCAAAUGUGUGGGUUUAACAGAGUCAAAUGUGUGGGUUUUCAGGCUAUCAGCCAUAGCACAGGCUUCUUCACUCUCAGCUCCUUUCUUUUACUCUGGGAAAUCACAAUAUCUUUGCCCUGCAUGUUGGCCACUGAUGGGUGAGAGCCCCAUGAUAUCCUUGUGUUCAAUUUGUUGUUGAUUUCUUUUGGCAUCUUUACCUGGAACUUUACCUGCACUGCUCCUCAGUGUAACUUUGUGAUCCUUGAAAGCAUAUUUCCGUAUCCAUGUGCUGGAUAUGAAUGUUGGACACAAAUACUUCAAGAAAAAUAAAAAGGCUGGAGAUAGGUAUUAACUGAGUUUUUCCGGUAUCAUUGAUGAUGAAACCAAAGAACGGCAGUCACCCGAUUAUGCCUCUUCGGUCUCGGAAUCCAGCCGCUAACUUUUGCAUGUUUCCGAAAGUAAAGUCCGCGGGCUGCAGUCCGUGUGAAGCUCCGGUUUACCUAAAUGUGUAUGACUUGACAAAUGCUAAUGGCUAUGUUUAUUGGGCAGGUCUUGGUAUAUUUCACUCUGGAGUGGAAGUUUAUGGUGUAGAGUAUGCCUUUGGAGCUCAUGACUACCCGACAAGCGGUGUCUUUGAGGUCGAACCUCGACGGUGCCCUGGCUUCAAGUUUAGGAAAUCAAUUUUCAUGGGGAUUACAUGCUUGGACCCUGCCCAGCUAAGAGAGUUCAUAGAGCGGCAAUCUGGGAGUUACAAUGGUGAUACAUACCACUUGAUUUUUAAGAACUGCAACCAUUUCUGCGAGGAUAUAUGUUACAAGUUAACCGGGAACCGGAUGCCAAAAUGGGUCAAUCGACUUGCAAGAAUUGGUUCAUUAUGUAACUGCAUACUUCCGGAGGCACUCAAAGCUACUGCGGUCUGCCAUGACCCCAACUUCCAAGCUGAUAAUGAAAAGAAGAGGCUGAGAAGUGCCUUCAGUUGCUUAUCGUCGAUCUCAAUACCUCAGAGGGAAGUAUCAAUGUCUUCACUCUUUUUGCACUCUCACUACAAAGGCUGUUUACCGCCAUGGGAACUAAAGCGACCGAAAAGCUGCACGUUGAAGCAACUGUAAGACAGGCUUAUAACUUCAGUAUCUCUUUUCCACGGUGAAAACGGAAUGUUGUUUGUCCCCUUCAAGGCUUUGAAGCACCGGAUCAUCCCAGUCGCUUGAAGGGGCAAAAUCUUUACAAGUUUGCUCUUUUCCUUCCCUGCAUUCUUAACUACGCUCGUGGAGUAGCUUGUUGUUGAUGUUAAUGUAUUUAUUAUGUCUGAUUGAUUCUGGUGUUGCAGAUGUUGCCCAUGCAAAGUCUGUACCGAAACAACUGAACCACCGGACUUUUUCCGGUUAAUUGUUUAGAAGGCAUUGAGCUAUUUUCAAAAUUUACGAGAAAGUUAAUCCAA
Messenger RNA from Gossypium raimondii (Peruvian cotton), 1469 nucleotides. RefSeq names its product deSI-like protein At4g17486. Bases 406 to 1140 code for a protein of 244 amino acids. Gene Ontology annotation, molecular function: deubiquitinase activity. Gene Ontology annotation, biological process: protein deubiquitination. Lineage: Eukaryota; Viridiplantae; Streptophyta; Magnoliopsida; Malvales; Malvaceae. The record is from RefSeq and is a predicted model, not a curated record. The transcript has 6 exons.